Ipomoea nil (Japanese morning glory) is the source of this 1326-nucleotide messenger RNA. RefSeq lists its product as uncharacterized. The record is from RefSeq and is a predicted model, not a curated record. The transcript has a single exon. The coding region runs from base 1 to 1326 and encodes 441 amino acids. NCBI's taxonomy places the organism in Eukaryota, Viridiplantae, Streptophyta, Magnoliopsida, Solanales, Convolvulaceae.
AUGAACACAGUUGCAGUUAACUUCCAGACUAUGGGACAAACUGCUCAACAAUAUGGUGGUCGAAGUACAACUGUCCCUGAUUCUGCUAUUCCUUUCUACCAUUCUCCAAUACCACAAAUGACAACGACAUUCAGCCACGGGUUUACAGAGAGGGAUGACCAAGAAAUGAUGUCAUAUGACCCCUCAACAAAUGUCAUUUGCAUCGGAAUGGUUUUCCCAGAUUUUCCCACACUAAAAAAAGCUGUAUCAACAUACAGUAUUCAUCAGAGGCGGAGCUUCAUAACGAAUCACAAGAAAAAAAAUAAUUGGAAAGUCUUGUGUCAAAAUUUCAAUGCAAUUCCUUCUUGUGGCUGGACAUUAUCUGCAAGGAAAUUGCAUGGGGUAUCUUCUCAAUGGAUGGUGACAAAGUUCUUUGAUACACAUGACUGCACAGUACAAUACAACCAAGGAGGGGCAUACAGAAUGUGCAAUAGCGCACUAAUUAGCGAUUUGAUUUUCCAAAAGAUCGCUGUUGACCCACAGUACAAAAUCAAACACAUCCAAGUUGAUGUGAGUCAACAUUACGGUGUGGACAUUUCGUACAGGAAGGCAUGGUACGCCCAACAAAAAUGCAUUGAAAUGCAGUACGGGAAUUUCCAACAGUCCUACAAUGAUCUCCCACAAUUCUUGUGUAACUUGCAAGUGUCCAACCCGGGAACGAUUGUUGAGAUGGAGUGUAUUCCUUCCGAACUACGUGGUUCUGAAUACAUGCAUUUCAAGUAUGCAUUCUGGGCUUUCAUGUCGGCAAUUGAUAGAUUCCGCUCCUGCGUCCCAGUUAUUUGUAUUGAUGGUACACAUUUGUACAAUCGGUACAAAGGGCAUCUCCUUCUAGCAUGCGGAUACACUGCAAACAAAGAAAUAUAUCCACUGGCUUAUUCAAUAGUUGACUCGGAAAAUAAUGCUAGCUGGACUUGGUUUCUACGACUACUCGCUGAACAUGUCUUCCCCGAUUACGAUUCAAUGUGCAUCGUUUCGGAUAGACAUGCUGGAAUUGAUGCGGCGUUUAAGAACGUCAGACAAUUGCAUGGCCGAGUGAAACAUAGGUAUUGCCUUAGACACCUUCGGAGCAAUGUCCUGACAAAGGUCAGCAGAAAUCGGUGGUUACGUAGAUUGAUUUGGGAAGCUGGUACUGCUGUUACAACAAAUCAAUUCAAUGAAAACAUGCAGACCAUCCAACAAAACUGGCCCAAUGCAUACAACUAUCUGGCAGAACUCGAUGAAGAGGCAUGGACAUUAUGUCACGAUGGGGGGUCAUCGGUACGGCAUUAUGACAACCAAUCUAUCUGA